Suncus etruscus (white-toothed pygmy shrew) is the source of this 1939-nucleotide messenger RNA. RefSeq names its product chromosome 2 C5orf34 homolog (gene C2H5orf34). Bases 20 to 1924 code for a protein of 634 amino acids. The record is from RefSeq and is a predicted model, not a curated record. The transcript has 12 exons. NCBI's taxonomy places the organism in Eukaryota, Metazoa, Chordata, Mammalia, Eulipotyphla, Soricidae.
UUUAUCCACACCUGUAGAGAUGACAGCUGAACUGCGAAUGGUACUUUAUGAAGAUGAUUCAGUGCAGAUUCAAUAUAUUGAUGGCUCCAGAUUGCAGCUUUCUCCGUGUGGUUCUGAAUUUUUAUUUGAAGAGGCACCUUCUGCUUUAGCUCACCCUUUAGAACAACCAAGAAGAAUUCAUCAAAGGACACACUUCGUAAUUAGCACUUAUCGAGAACAAUUACAACGAGCCUUGGAGUUUCGGAACUCUUAUGCAACAUGUCCUUUUUUAUCUGAAAGCAUUAUACACUCUGAAAGAAAAAAGUGUAUCUUCAUUGACAUCACAGAAGUGAAAUGGCCGAAUCGUAAUACUGAUGAUAACAUAUCAAUGCAGAACGGCACAGUGAAGGUCUCAUCUUUAGAUGGUCAUGCAUAUCUUUUCCUGUCGAAGUCUCAGCAUGAUUUUACAGUGCAUUUUUUAUGUAAAGUAAGCCAGCAGCCAGAAUCAUCUGUAGUGUUAUCAGAAAAAAACAGUCAAGCCCCAAAGGACAGACUAGUUGAAAAAAAAGGUAAUAUCUGUACACAUGGAAAUUUAUCCAGACAAAAACUGGAGAAUAAAGAAAAUGGACUUUGUUAUCAGAUUAUGAAAUCUACAGACCCAGUAGGGAGGAAUCGUGUAGAUGGAACUGGACAAAGGAAAGAGCUGCCUUCUGGUAUGAAGCGCACAUGUCUGUACGUGUGGGUAAAGCAGUGUUGGUCUGUUGCUACCUGUCCAGAGGAAUGGAAAUACCCCUUAUCUCUAGCACUUCAUUUUCAUGAUAAAAUCAGCAGACGGUGUGAAAUGGAUACAGAUAUCACCCACAGUACAGCUUUAACUUCAGAGGUGUCAGAGGAGAAAGGAAAAGAGGUUUCAGUUCUCCCAAGAGCACUAUUACUUAGCUGUCCUGUCCCACACCUGCACAGGUGGAAUUUUUGUGAUUCACUUUUACAGGGAGAGUCAGAUGAAGACUAUUCCUAUCCUGAACUAUUGAAAGUGGUUUGGUACAAGGGCAUCACAUAUAGACUUACUCAUAAAAAUGUGAACUCUAUAGAGAUUUAUCCUGGAGAUGGGUCUAUUUUUAAAUCUAAUGGAGCUUAUUUUGGGAACUUUUUUACACAUUAUUAUAGUCAAGAAGGAUCAGAAGAGAAAGAAGAGAAAAUGUAUUCAGUAAAUAACCUUCCUCCAGAUAGACCAGGAAGUCCAUAUUCUUUGAAUUCUCUUAUCAGAGAGGCAAACAGAAUUCUUCAACAUUGUGCCAAGUUGAGACUUUCUUUAAGCCAUAACUAUCGUAUAUGCUGCUGGAAAAUGGCACCUGGUAUAUGUGACAACAUUGUAUUGCCAAUGCUUUUGAGAGAAUCACUCAUGCCUAAUGUGGGAAGAUUUCUUGCAUAUUCUGAUGACAAAGUACAUGCUAUGUUUUUAGAUGGCACUACUCUAACCCUAAAUUGGAAUUUUGGCUCUUUGACUGAAAAAAGCCAGGUAAAUCAAGGUCUCACUUUAGGUUGGUGUAAGUUAACUUUUCCUGAUGGACAGGAUCAGUUAAUUCAGAUUCAACACCCUGGACCACAUGAAAGAUAUGUAGCAGCAGUGAUAUCAUGGUGCAGAAGGCUGGCCGAGACUAGUCAAAGAGAGAAGCCCACACAUCCAUCACCUGUUCUUGAAGAAAACUGGUCUGUAGCUUCUGAACUUGAAAAGAUAAAAGAAUUUAACUUGUUGUUGGAGAAUAGUGGCAUUCCAAACCAGAUUUCUAAGAAGAAAAAUGAGCUGCCUACUGGUGAGCAUAAACCAGAAUCUUCAGAAAUCAUGCUGGAAGAAGAUAAUAAUAAGAAAGUAUCAGUGGCAUUGAAAAAGACUUCUGAAAUCCUUCGGGAUAUCGACUGUCUUCUAUCAAACUCCAAAAAGUGAAAAAUGGAAUGGCCA